Messenger RNA from Pseudogymnoascus verrucosus, 1964 nucleotides. RefSeq lists its product as uncharacterized. Gene Ontology annotation, molecular function: fatty-acyl-CoA binding; glutaryl-CoA dehydrogenase activity; flavin adenine dinucleotide binding. Lineage: Eukaryota; Fungi; Ascomycota; Leotiomycetes; Thelebolales; Thelebolaceae. The record is from RefSeq and is a predicted model, not a curated record. Gene Ontology annotation, biological process: fatty-acyl-CoA biosynthetic process; fatty acid beta-oxidation using acyl-CoA dehydrogenase. Gene Ontology annotation, cellular component: mitochondrial inner membrane. The transcript is spliced from 4 exons. The coding region runs from base 267 to 1547 and encodes 426 amino acids.
AUGCUCAAACUGAUUUGGGGAGGGUUAACAACCCAUGAAUUAGGUACACCAUUAUUGGGUGAAGUUGAGUGAUAUCAACCUCUCCCGAGGUACAAAUUAGUGUUUCUUGCCGUAGUCGCUGCCGAGAGGCUUCUUUCCCCACGAACGACCGCCACUAGCAUCAAUAACCGCUGCUAGCCAGGAGUUCGGAAUCCAGGGUUAUUUAAGUAAAAACAACUUACUUGUGCUGUUAAUAUAUUUCGUAUUACAACUCCUCAGCUUACAAGAUGUUCAAGCCCCUUGUCCGAUUCUCUGGGAAGCAAUUGGCGGCUGCUUCGCGGCCGUCAGUUAGAGCUUAUGCUGCUGCGGGUGCUGCUCCAAAAUACCAAUGGACUGAUCCACUAGGCUCCCAGAACCUCUUCACUGAGGAGGAAUUGGCAGUUUCGGAGACGGCAGAGUCAUAUUGCCAGGAGCAAUUGAUGCCCAGGGUCCUUGAGGCAUACCGCAAUGAGGACUUCGACAGGAACAUUUUACAAGAGAUGGGCGAGCUCGGCCUGCUUGGAGCCACGAUCCAGGGCUACGACUGCGCCGGCGUGUCCAGCGUCGCGUCUGGACUUAUCACAAGAGCUGUGGAGCGUGUGGAUAGUGGAUACAGGUCAGCGAUGUCUGUCCAGUCGUCUCUGGUUAUGGGACCUAUAUACGAACACGGGACACAAGAGCUGAAGGACAAAUUCCUCCCAACGCUGGCGAAGGGAAAGUGGGUUGGUGCGUUUGGCUUGACUGAGCCAAACCAUGGAAGUGAUCCAGGAUCGAUGGAGACUGUCGCAAAGCCGCAUCCAACGAAGAAGGGAUACUAUUCGCUGUCGGGAUCGAAGACUUGGAUUAGCAACUCGCCAAUCGCUGACGUGUUCAUUAUAUGGGCGAAGCUUCAAGAGACGGGCAAGAUUAGAGGGUUCGUUGUUGAGAGAUCGCAAUGUCCAGUUGGUACUUUGGAGACGCCGGCAAUUAAGAACAAGAACGGCCUAAGAGCAUCGAUAACAGGCAUGAUUCAACUCGAUAACUGCCCGGUGCCACAGGAAAAUAUGUUCCCUGAGGUCGAAGGGUUGAGAGGCCCGUUUUCUUGCCUGAACAGUGCGCGGUACGGAAUAUCAUGGGGAGUGAUGGGAGCGUUGGAGGACUGCAUCGACAGAGCAAGGACAUACUCCCUCGAGAGGACACAGUUCAAGGGUAAUCCCCUCGCCAAAUACCAGCUCAUCCAGAAGAAGCUCGCAGAUGCUUCGACAGAUGCUGCCUUUGGUAUCCUGGCAAGUAUCCAGGUUGGUAGGCUAAAGGACGAGGGCAAAGCGGCACCAGAGAUGAUCAGUAUGAUCAAGAGGCAAAACUGCGACCGUGCUCUGGCAAAUUCUAGGACUUUGCAAGAAAUCUUCGGUGGCAAUGCCGCCAGCGAUGAGUACCAUAUUGGGAGGCACGUGGCCAACCUCUUUGUGACUCAAACGUAUGAAGGGCAAAGCGACAUCCACGCCCUCAUCCUCGGAAGAGCCAUCACAGGUGUUCAAGCAUUUGCAUAGGAAAAAUACAUAGAUAAACCCCAAAAUAAAUUGAUAAUAUCCCGAUUUCCCAUACUGUAUGCUGCCAGCCUACGGCCAUCCGAGGGGUUAUUUCCCUCGUGACCAAUAUUACCGUAUUCGGUUGCCGGCCAGACAAUCAAAGGAACGUCAUAGGUGAGAUGUGGUGUGGCGGGGCUAGCGACUCGCAAUCUUGAAGGAUGUAUCAAUCUCUCACGGUGCGGGACAUUUAUGUACGAUAAAUAAAUAAAAAAGGCACAGAUUCGUAAGGCUGAUGAUACCUUUGCCGUGGAUUGAAUAAUCACUUUAAUAACUAUGCAAGUGAAUUUUUAAUAGUAGGCCGUAGAUCCAUGUAGAAAGUAAAUCAUUCGACGGCGACCUAUAGGCGCCGAUUGUUGGAUCGGGCGGCGGGCGUGAGGC